AUGGCGUCCGAAUCCCCCAAAUACCUCGGGCUCUCUGGAAAAGCCCUGCACUGGGCCCAGGUGGCUCUGAUAGGUGCCCCUGCCUUCAUUGUCUUUGGAUACAACCAAGCUGGUGUCGGUCCCCUGGCGACUCUCCAGAGUUGGGUCGAGACCUUCCCUCAGAUCGACACGAUUAACACGACCGGGUCCCUCGAAGCACACAAUUCCACCAGCAAGGGUGCUGUCAUUGCCUCGUUCCAGAUCGGAGCCCUCAUCGGGGCUCUGUCUUGCACACUGAUCUCGGACAGACUGGGUCGCCGGAAGACCAUAUUCCUCGGUUCUAUCCUCGCCAUCAUUGGAGAGGUCCUGCAGGUGGCAUCCUAUGGAUUGGUGCAAUUCGUUAUCGGCCGUAUUAUACUAGGCAUGGGCGUUGGCCAAUACAGUGUGGCUGUACCGGUAUGGCAGUCGGAAUGUUCGUCGGCAAAGAACAGAGGACAACAUGUCAUCAUCGAUGGUAUAUUCAUGUGUCUUGGUUACUCACUGUGCAACUGGAUCGAUUUCGGUCUGAGUCGUAUCCCCGAGAGCACGACGCAAUGGCGAGUCCCGCUUGCCCUGUCGCUGCUCCCUGCCCUUGUCAUCCUUCUUUCGGUCUUUUUGCUCCCGGAAUCACCGCGAUGGCUGGUCCAGGUCAACCGCACCGAGGAAGCAACCCACUCGCUGGCAUCCCUAAAGGGACUGUCUGUCAACGACGAGGCAAUCCGGGCCGAAAUUUCCGGUAUUGAAUCAUCCCUUGAGUUGACCGCGCAAUCCAAAGGCUCUUUGAUGGAGAUGUUCGACCCGAAUGACCAGGAGCGACUAUUCUACCGCUUCUGUCUCUGUAUUAUCCUGCAAUUCUUCCAGCAGAUGUGCGGUGGUAACCUGAUCUCCGUCUACGCCUCGACGAUAUUCGAGCAGAACCUCGGCCUCAGCGCCAGCCUGUCCAAGAUCCUGGCCGCCUGCGCCCUAACAUGGAAAUUCUUCUGCUGCUUCAUCGCCUUCUUUACCAUCGACCGCCUCGGCCGUCGAGUCGUCUUCAUGAUCAGCGGCACAGGCAUGGCCUUUUGCAUGAUCGCUCUGGCAAUCACCAACAGCCGCGGCACAGAUAACAAGGGCGCGUCCAUCGCCUCCGUCGUCUUUAUCUUCCUUUUCAAUCUCUUCUACCCGAUCGGCUUCCUCGGCGGUAACUUCCUCUAUUGUACAGAAGUGGCCCCCGUCCGACUGCGCGUGGCCAUGUCGUCCAUCUCGACAGCGAACCACUGGCUGUGGAACUUUGUCGUCGUGAUGGUCACGCCCAUCGCACUGGAUACUAUCGGGUACCAGUACUAUGUCAUGUAUGCCGUGCUCUCGGCGUGCAUCCCCUUGCUGGUGUACUUCUUCUACCCCGAGACUAUGAACCGCAACCUGGAGUUGCUGAACCAUGUUUUCAGGGAUGCGUCGUCCCCCUGGGAAAUUGUUUCUAUGGCGAAGCAUCUGCCUCAGGGUGAGGUCACCGAGGCAGACCUGAUGGAGAUGAACAAGAAGGGCGAUGGGUGCUCUGUCGAGAUGGCGGAGAAGGUCUAG
This is a messenger RNA of Aspergillus fischeri NRRL 181, 1578 nucleotides long. Its product is annotated as sugar porter family MFS transporter. The coding region runs from base 1 to 1578 and encodes 525 amino acids. Gene Ontology annotation, biological process: transmembrane transport; carbohydrate transport. The record is from RefSeq and is a predicted model, not a curated record. NCBI's taxonomy places the organism in Eukaryota, Fungi, Ascomycota, Eurotiomycetes, Eurotiales, Aspergillaceae. Gene Ontology annotation, molecular function: carbohydrate:proton symporter activity. Gene Ontology annotation, cellular component: membrane. The transcript has a single exon.